AUGUCCACCGCUGCUCCUACCGGAAAGGUCCAUAAACGAGCGUACCAGGCUUGUAUUCCGUGUCGAGAGCGUAGGGUUCGCUGUGACCUAGGCUCGGUCGACCAACCACACCAGGGACCCUGUGGGCGAUGUCGGCGGGAGCGCAAGUUCUGUCACUUCUCUGCCACCCGCGGGAGGAAGAAGGGAGCUCCCACUCCCACGCCUGCUCCCUCCGGCCCCAACGACCACAUCGCUGCCACCACCACCCAGCCGUGGGAGGAGUCGACCCUCGCCGCCGCUGGCACCCCCGCACCCUUGUCCGGCGGCGUCAGCCAGCCCGGCGAAAGCUCUGCCAGCCCCAUCGGCAUACCGCCGGCCAUAAAACGAGAACACUCCCUCCAGCAUGUUCUCGCGCAGGAUACUCCGCGGCCCGCAACUCGCGGCGACAAGACGGCUGAAAAGCUGCUCAGGGACGCCGCAUACACCUCCCACGAUGCGCUGAACUUGCUGUUUGAAGCCGGCAGGCACAGCGAGCGGGUUGCGAGAUCAGACCAUAGCAUGCCGGGAGGGCCCUCGAGGCUGGGUCCGAUACCGAGCCGAGAGACGAGACCGUCAGCGGCUCCGAGUCUCGCUGAUCCUGCCCCGGAUCUUCACCCUUGGUCUAACCUGCGGUUCGUCCGCACGGGCCUGAUCACGGCCGAGGAAGCGUUCGAUCUGGUAAACUACUUCCACACCUACCUGGCCCCGUUCACUCCAAUCGCUUCUUCCUCCUUCCAGGAUCCGUCCAUGCAUUCUGAGCUUAUCGAGGAAGAGCCGAUCCUUGCCAUGACUAUCCUCAUGCUGGCGUCUCGAUAUAUGAAACUCUCCGGGCCCGGAUCGGUGUCUAGAUCGUACAUGGUCCAUGAGCGGCUCUGGCAACAUUUACAGGGGAUGAUCUCCCGCAUGAUCUUUGGUCAAGAGCAGUUCACUGGAGGCACUCAUACCCACGACGGCCCUCCAGAGGCCUCCAAUCUGUCUACACACGAGUAUCCUCUUGCCGGGUCCAGCUUUGGCAGCCUAAGGACGCUAGGGAGCUGUGAGGCACUGCUCUUGCUUUCAGAAUGGCACCCGCGCUCCCUUCACGUUCCCGCCGGAGACGAUGGAGACAGUAUCGUCGUGAAGGACGACGUCCGGAGAACCAGAGCCAGCACGGCUGGAAUCGGCGGGAGGAUACGGAUCGACUGGCUCGAACCGGUCUGGCGAUCUGAUCGAAUGUGUUGGUCUAUGCUUGGGAACGCCCUCGCCCUGGCCGUGGAGCUGGGCAUCUUCGACGAAUACGACAACACCACCAUAGGAGCACGCGAGUCUCGACGAGAUAUCUGGAGUAACCCCUUGUCCAGUCAGCGUGCACACCUUGUCCAGCACCUGCUCUGGGUCUAUCUCACGCAGACAUCCGGUCGACUGGGAUGGAAGAACUUGACCUCCGUAUCAGUGUCGCAUCACGAUACCAGUACAAAGCACGGCGAUACGAUUCGCUGUUGGGUCGGCGUUGCCUCACUAAUGAAGAGGGGCAACGAGCUCCUGUUCCCUUCCCGCGAACGAACUCGUGAAAUCGUCAAGACGGGCGAGUACCUGGCCGUGCUUCGUGUCCUCAACCCGCUCCUGCGCGAAUGGCAGAAGGAGUUCGACCGUGCAAAGUUGUCAAGGCAAAUGCGGUCCAUCUUGACAAUCGAAUUCGGAUACGUACGAGUAUACAUCCAUAGUGUCGCCCUCCAGGCUGUCAUCGAGCAUUACUACCAUGUCAUGCAUGAAGGCGGCACUAUGCCCGAAGCCAGCUUACUCGAACCCUUCGAGGGUAACAGAGAGUACUUUAUGGAAGUCAUUGCGGCGGCAAAAUCGAUACUACAGACCGUCGUUGAGGAUCUGCUCCCGGAUAACCAUCUGAAGCAUGUUCCGAUUCGAACUUAUUCGAGAGUUCUCGCAGGUGCCAUGUUUUGUCUCAAGGCUACCUCUCUCGGUGCCAAGGACUUUGAAACGUCCGGGUCUCUGAGUCUCGUUGAGCGUACAGCAGAUGCUCUGUGUGAUACAAACAAUCAGAUGAUGGUGUGUGGCCCUGGCUCCUAUCAUGAAUUGUCCAUGGGUCGAAUGGGACUGGGGGACCACUCUAUCGCUGACCCAGAGUAUGACAUUUGCCAGGCUGGCUCUUCAUCUGCUACAGCUGCGGGUACGCCUGCUUACUAUGCGAUGCACCCGGCAUCGGGGUCGAUGGAUCAGACUGCUGCAUUGCAGAAUGAUCCAUUGAUCAACUUUGCCGGGCUGGGCCCCAAUCAACUUGGCUGGUCUGGUGGGCAAGACUUCUUCGACAUGCUCGGUCCUUUACUGGACGUGCAGUACGAGCAGUACAAAUAG
Molecule: messenger RNA, 2367 nt
Organism: Arthroderma uncinatum
Lineage: Eukaryota; Fungi; Ascomycota; Eurotiomycetes; Onygenales; Arthrodermataceae
Exons: 6
Coding region: 1-2367 (788 amino acids)
Biological process (GO): aromatic amino acid catabolic process; positive regulation of transcription by RNA polymerase II
Cellular component (GO): nucleus
Molecular function (GO): zinc ion binding; DNA-binding transcription factor activity, RNA polymerase II-specific
Source: RefSeq, a predicted model, not a curated record